This is a messenger RNA of Neohortaea acidophila, 2500 nucleotides long. RefSeq names its product WD40-repeat-containing domain protein. Lineage: Eukaryota; Fungi; Ascomycota; Dothideomycetes; Mycosphaerellales; Teratosphaeriaceae. The transcript has 2 exons. Gene Ontology annotation, molecular function: protein binding. Bases 82 to 2175 code for a protein of 697 amino acids. The record is from RefSeq and is a predicted model, not a curated record.
GCAUUCCUCCCCUCUCCGCAGCGCAUGACCACAAUUUCUGGACAGCCUUCGCGAGAUCUCUGACGCGCUCCGAUUCGAAUCAUGGCCUCCUUUGACGACGACGCAGAUGGCGCUGGUGGGUCUGGCGAUGAGUUCGACAAUGAAGACGAAGAGAUGGAAGAUGUGGACCAGGAUCAGGAUCAAGACCAAGGCCAAGAUGAUGAUGGCGCAGACGAGGAUGACGAAGAUGAUAACGAUGAUGGAGAUGGAGACGGCGAUAACGACGAGGAUGACGAUGAGGAGCACGACCCCGACUCGCCUUCGCGAAGAGCAAGCCAACACGCUUCUGGCCAACGCUUCGACGGGGAUACUCAAGAUGAUGCUGGGCCUGCUCGUUCCCCGCGUCCAUCUGCUGUCAGGUCUCCAAGUAGUGCUGCACCUGCCGUGUUCAUCCCAUCUGUGCGCACCGAGGCGCUGACUGCCCAAGCGUACGAUAUCGUCCCCACCAUGGCCGCUCCGCACAGCACCUCCAUCAAUGCCCUCACCGCCACUCCCGACAUGCACUGGGUCUUCAGCGGAGGCUCGGACGGUUAUGUACGAAUGUACAACUGGGUGGAAACCGCCAACGGCAAGACCCCGCUCACCGUCGCGCAAAAGCACCCUUUCGUGGACAGUGUCAUGAAAGCUGGGAGUUUAUUGACCUACUGGGAGAAUGAAGAGCCCGUCAUUCGAACACCCCCGGCGCAGGGAGACGAGGGAAAGGAGCUCAGUCCUGUGUACUCUCUUGCCGUUCAAAACCAAGCUAUCUGGCUACUCUCUGGACUGGAGAGCGGUGGCAUCAACCUCCAAACCUGUCGACACCAGGCCGGCACAAGAAUCAUGACAUUGAGAGAGCACACCAGUGCUGUGUCUGUCCUGAACUUGGCGAGGGAUGAGACCAGUGUGCUUUCCGGGAGCUGGGACAAGACAGUCCUCGACUGGGACCUGCAAUCCGGCAAGGUCAAGCGCUCCUUCCUCGGCAUUGGCGGUCAGGUCAGUACCAUUCAAAUUCGGCCAACUAGCGAUGUCCAUAUACCAGAAGUCACGGAGACAAUACACGAGUCGCUGGGCACCUUCUCCAGCAACAACGCGGAUAGGCCUUCGGUUAACGGUGGGUUCGGCAAUAGACGAGAGUCCAGGGGCCAAGAUGAAGAUGCCAUGGGCUCCCCGAGCAGCUUGUUUGGUGAAGACCACGGCUCGUUGUUUGGCGAAGACGCGGGUACCGCUGGUGGAGGUAGCAACGCCUUUGGGGACGACGAUGAGAGCCUGGAAAGGACACUCACUGGUGGGACGCAAGAAGGCGAGCAAGACGCACCCGGCGAGCAAGACACGGAAAUGGAUAGUGUGGGCAACGGCGGGCCAGUGCAGCCUCCAGAGCCCGCGGUUGAAGCCUCGGAGCCCGAGGCCAUCGUCACAGACGAUAUCAACACCGACGAGCAGGAGGUGAAUGGGGACAAGCAGGUCGACGGCUCAGACCACGUUAUUGACGGCAUCGCCGACUCGCAACCUGUCACCAAUGGUCUUCCGCAUUCAGAUGAACCACUGACUGCACCGCCGACCGACGACUCGUCCACGAAAGGCGUGUCGGCCGCCGAUCUUCCUCCCCAGUCGGAGUCAACCUUCCUCGACGCGUCUUACAACGGCUCCAUCCGCAUCUGGGAUCGCCGUAUGCCCUCACCCAUCGCGACUCUCUCGCCAUUUCCCUACUCUUCUCCGUGGUGUAUGGGAGCGUGCUGGAGUCCAGACGGCAACUUCAUCUACGCCGGUCGACGCAACGAUCGCGUAGACGAGUACUCCAUUCACAAAAUGGGUACGAACAGGAACAAGCCGGAGCGAACAUUCAAGUUUCAGCACCAGAGUGGACCCGUGUCUGCCGUGAGGGCGAUGCCGAAUGGCCGACAUCUUGUAUGCGCAUCCAACGAUAUCCUCCGCAUCUAUGACCUCGCGCAACCGGAAACGCUACGUCACCGCAGCGUACCAUUCACCAUCAUCCCCGGGCACCGCGGAGGCACCAUCAGCUCGGUAUACAUUGAUCACGCGUGUAAAUAUAUGCUUUCUGCGGCGGGGAAUCGGGGGUGGGAUGGAGGUGUCGGCACCGAGGCGCUUCUGGGGUAUGAAAUCUCGAUACAGGACCCGGCUGGCGUCUGGCAUAAAUGAAGGAUGAUGUAAAUGACUGCAUGGGAACUGCGCUGGGAAGCGUUGAAAGGGAAAGAGUCUGGAGUGACGGUGUUGCUGCAAUGGAUUGAAUUUCUGUCUCGGGAAGGGGGUGUCAGUCUGCGUUUGCUGUGACGGGGAGGCUGGUGUCACGCUGCAGAUUCGUUGCACGGAUCACUCCGGUGACUUGGUCAUUUCCGUGAAUGGAAGGAGCGUCAAUUCCACCCACGCACAACACACCUUGCUGAAAAACCCUUUUGCUCCUCCGACACACUCUUCGAUCUCACAUCACUCGCAGACAACACCUCUUUUCAGCACGCUUCUUGCC